CCGUACCGGGUCGGGUGAAGUGAGUUACCUCCUCCUCACGGAAAAUUUUUCCGCCAUCGUGUCGUACCGCGUGCACAUCGAGAAAUGGCAGCAGACGUACGGGGUGGCAGAUUUCGGAGUGGUCGCCCUUGGGAAGUCCAUCUACAUCCUGGGCGGCUUCGACAAAGUUCAAGGUCGUUGUUUGACCAGAGUCGUCAGAUACAACCCGUGUACUGACGAAUGGUUCGAAUGUCGAAGCAUGUCUGUGGCCAGGUGUAAAUUUGGGGUCUGUGUUGUUAAAGGGAGAAUUUUUGUCUGUGGUGGAGAGACAGACGAUGGUAAAGUAACCGGAAGUUGUGAGAUCUAUGACCCGGAAACUAACCUCUGGUCCAAAUGCGGAUCUCUCGUGUCGCCUCGGUCUGGCUGCGCAUGCGCAAACAACGGCAAAGAGUUAAUUUGUGCAGGAGGAUACAACGGAGGGAAGGCUCAUAACAACCUCUGGCUGUAUGACAGACACAAAUGGCAGGAAAUCGGCAAAAAUAACUCACACGGUCUUCCAUACAAUCUUAACAGACGUGCGCUGACAAGGGCGAAAAACACUUUGUAUUUUAUAGGAGGGGUAUCGUCCAAAGACCACCACCCCACCAAGCGAAGACCGUCCUCACCCCUAACCGUGACACAGUCUGAGAAAAGAAUGUUCUCCUAUACCAGGGUGGCUCUUUAA
Physella acuta is the source of this 703-nucleotide messenger RNA. Its product is annotated as spermatocyte protein spe-26-like. NCBI's taxonomy places the organism in Eukaryota, Metazoa, Mollusca, Gastropoda, Physidae. The record is from RefSeq and is a predicted model, not a curated record. Gene Ontology annotation, molecular function: protein binding.